UGAUACUCAGUUUUUUUAAACUUUGACCCAUUAGCCACAUUUAGGGACACUGCCCGCGCCAUCUUGUGGUGACACCAUGACAUUACACCAAUUUCAGUGAAAACAAAAUGGCGGGAAUAUCAGCGAAAGCCUUCUACAGCAGCUCCCGAAAGAAAAAAGAGCAAGGGAAACUUUCACUGUCAAGAGCAGAACAAUUGCUCAUGGCAAUUGCAGACAACUCUGAGGUUGAAGACUUCUCAGAUGGUGAUAAUGAUGAUAAUGAUCCUGCUGUGGAUGAAGUCGCUCUACAUGAUGUUGACCUCAUGACUGUAGAACCACAACCUGACGAUUCGGAAGAUGAUUAUUCACCACCUGAUUCACCAGGAAAUGAUUCGGAUGAAGAAUAUUCUCCCCCUGAUGCAGCUGAAGAUAGUGACUCUGAGAAUGAGAGUGAGCCACAAUAUCCACAAAUGCAGAAACGUGGCCGUAAACAACAGCGUGUUGAGAAUGAUGAGCUUGACGAGGAUGAUCAAGGACGUGGAGAGCCCAGGGCAGAGCCUAGAAAUGCUGGACGUGGAGAGCGCUGGAGGUCUGCUCCAUUUACUCCAAACUUAGUCCAGUUUCAUGUUGAAGAGGAUGAACUGAUAGAAGAGCGAGCAGGUUGGCAGCCACUGGAUUAUGUGGAGCAGUACAUCGACUCAGAGCUGAUGAAAGUCAUCGCAGACUGCACAAAUGCCAUGUACCUGGCUAACAGUGGGAGAGCUCUCAACACUUCGGUUGAUGAGAUAUAUCACUUUUUUGGAGCAGCGAUCUUGAUGUCUUGUGUGCCUUAUCCACAGACGAGGAUGUUUUGGUCCAAUGCCCUAAGAAUCCCUGCCAUUAGUGACAAAAUGUCACGUGAUCGCUUCUUCAAACUGCGAAGCCAUCUGAAAGUAGUCAUCGAUGAUGAUGUUCCAGAAGAUAAGAGAAAAACAGACAAAUUCUGGAAGGUGAGGCCUUUUAUGAACUGCAUACUCACCGGCUGCCGCCUUCAAGCCCAUCCAGAAUGCGUCUCAAUAGACGAGCAGAUGAUCCCGUUCACAGGGGCCUGUCCGUUCCGACAGUAUGUGCCACUAAAGCCGAAUCCAGUGGGAAUGAAGAACUUUGUGCUGGCAUCAGUGGAUGGAAUCGUGCUAGACUUUGAAGUCUACCAAGGUUCAAAGACACUGGGUUUGCAGGUUCAGGACUCAGAUGGAUUAGGUCUAGGAGCACUGGUAAUCAAACGGCUGUCUGAAACCCUGACUGCUGGCACAAAAGUGUAUUGUGAUCGCUUCUUUACAACCACACUCGCUGUUGAUCUUAUGCUGAAGAAUGAGAUCUACCUUACUGGUACAGUGAUGAAGAACCGGGUCCCACAAGCAGUAAAGAAGCUUCCAGAUGACAAAACCCUGAAACGCCAGGGAAGAGGUGCCUCCUCCACAGUAACCAGGGCAGAUGGGAAACUGUGCGUGGUUAAGUGGUAUGACAACAAGCCAGUUGUGAUGCUCUCCACUGUUCAUGCAGAGCAGCCAGAGGACACUUGCCAGCGGUGGUCCAAGAAGGACAAAACAUAUGUCACCGUCACACGACCAAGCAUCGUCCGCGAGUACAACUCAAAGAUGGGAGGAGUUGACAUGUCAGAUAGGAUGAUGAGCUACUACCGAAUGAGUGUGCGGACGAAGAAGUGGACCAUUCGGAUGUUGAUGCACUUCACAGAUCUUGCUCUUGCCAACAGCUGGCUGCUGUAUCGCAAAGAUAACCGGGAAAAUGGUACCCCAAGGAAAUCUAUCAUGAAGUUUCUUGAAUUUCGCAUGGUAGUGGCUCAGAUGUUCCUCAGCAAGUGUGAUGUUCUUCACAAAAAUGCUCGUGUCACAGAAGCAGAGAAUGAGCAUGGACACCUUCUUCCACCUGGCAAAAAAUCUCGGGUCACUCCAAUCCCCCACGUCUCAGUCCGUUCCAGUGCUGCUCAUCUCCCGGAGAUGGUUGGCUUGCAAAACCCUAUGCGUUGCAGAGCACAAGGCUGCAGUGGGAAAUCCCGUGUGCGAUGCAUGACAUGCAAUGUGCACCUCUGCUUGCAAAGUGAACGCAACUGCUUUGCAGCAUUUCACAGCGGCCAGUAGGGCCGCUGUGAAAUGCUGCAAAGCAGUUGCAGCGGCCAGUAGGGCUGUUCCAGACAAGCAGACAGACUGCUUUCUGGAAAGAUAGAGGAGUUAGGCUAGUUAGAAAUAAGCUAAAGUUCAAAGGCUGCUCAGGGAAAGUAACUGAAAUCACUUUCUGAUUUAUUCGGUUUCUUUGAACAUGUGUUCAGGCAAUGAAUUCCACUGUGUUAAGCACCAUUUCACAUGAGCAAACAGAGACAUAAUAUUUAGUAAUAUGUGGCAUUAUUCGUACUGUUGUUGUUUUGUUUAGCCAUGUUUAGGUCUUGAAAUGAACUGUUUACCCGGUACUUUCCAGUUUAAUUUUUGUAUAGCCAUGUUUAGGGCUUUAAAUAAACAGCUGUUUUCACUUAAUGUAUACUCUUUAAUGUUUACAUUUUAAAAUAAAUUUCUGUAUACUUUUUUGACCUAUGGUGUCUAUUUGUGUCAUACAGUAAGAUCGACCCAUUGUCCUCAUAUGAGGACAUUGAUUUUUGAGAAAACUACUUAUGGUAUGAAGCUAAAAUUUUGAAUUUACACUAAUUGGGUCCUUCUGGUCCCAAACAGCAAAUAAUGUUUCUUAAGGUUAUGAUAAACCCAUUGUCCUCAUAUGAGGACAUCAUUUUUUGCAAAAACUACUUCCUGUACAGAAACGAAGUUUAGUUAUUAUGUUUAUUAGGUCCUACUUAUCCCAAAUAGCAAGG
Molecule: messenger RNA, 2836 nt
Organism: Acanthopagrus latus (yellowfin seabream)
Lineage: Eukaryota; Metazoa; Chordata; Actinopteri; Spariformes; Sparidae
Product: piggyBac transposable element-derived protein 4
Exons: 3
Coding region: 108-2117 (669 amino acids)
Source: RefSeq, a predicted model, not a curated record